GACCAGUCAGGAACAGCGAUAGGCCUAAAUUAAAGAUUACAUUUAUUAUAUUAGAAUAUUAUCAUAACAGUUUGUAGUUUGUUUCGGGUAAUUGCAGUGAAUGCUUUUGCUAAAACUAGGUUGUUUGCUCUUGUCCCACUGAUGCAACAUGAGUUCAACAGGAGGAGAAACAUCUAAAAUGAAUAGCUUUGUGAAGAAGGUGAAGAUGGGUAAACGAGUGGAAAAAAUGAUGAAAGAUAAAAGUGGUACGACAACAGGGCAGGAAAUUGCUGAUGAUGACCCAAAUAAAACACCAGAGCCUUACACCUGUACUGGUAUAUUUGAAGCUGAUUUCACAGAGUUCUGCCGUCGCAAUCACCUCAAAGACAACGAGAUACCUGCAGUCGUGAUUCGCCCCAAGCCCCCAGGUAUCCAGCCUCCACCAGAUGCCAAGUCUAAGGAUUCCAAAGAUAGUAAAGACGCAUCAAAAGAUCCCACACCAGAUGAAAGUCCAGAUACUGGCAGUCAGGAAGAUCCACCGCCAAAGACGUAUGUUACCAAAGAAAAGUAUGCUUAUUUCCGACCUGUUAUUCAAGUAGAGAUGGAGAAUGAUGAAAAGCCAAUAACAGUCACUGAAAUCUACAUCCGAGGCUGGAAGAUUGAUUUGUUGAUGGUAGGAAUAUUCAAGCAGUGCUGGCCAACCAUUGAAAAGCUCAGUGUUGUCAACCUUUGGAAUGUUAAUCUAAGUGAAGCUGUAAUCAAGGAAUUUGCCUCAUUUCUUCCCCAAUGUCCAAAUCUAAAGACUUUGGCUAUUGAUGGAACAAUAUGUGUAGAGGAAUCUUGGGCCCUGCUUAUUGGAGAAGAAAGCUUGUUGACAUCAUUAUCCCUACGAAAUAAUGGUAUAACCGACAAAGGUGCCGCUAUGAUAGGAAAGGCAUUGUCAACAGUCAAAACUUGCAAUAAGAACUUGAUAUCGCUUAACUUAAGUGGUAAUAAGAUAAGUGAUAUUGGCGCUACAUCCAUUGCACAAGGAUUGAGAAUGAACCGUGCUCUACUCUCCUUGUCGCUAGCAAAUAACAAUGUGUCCAAUGAGGGUGCUAAGAGGCUAGCAGAGGUCCUGUCCAGGUUCCCGCUGACGCAUGAAGAGGUAGUAGAGAGAAGGAAGCUUUUAAGUGAGAAAGGAUCUCCAGACCGAGGCCUGGUUAAGUCACCUCCACCUUCUAGGCGUGGUGACAACAGACCAGGAAGUGUCCGCAGUAGCAGUCACAUGGAUAAGACAGACAAAAAAAGGGAUAAAUCUUCAAAGAAGAAGCAGGAUGGUAAGAAAGGUGAAAAAGAAAAGGAGGAUACCCGUUCAAUUCGAUCAUCAGCGGAGGGGUGCAAAAGUGAAAAGGAUCAUGGAAAAUCAAACAAAAUCCCCAUGGAUGGAAAGAAGGACAAAGAUGAUGCAACAAAAGGUGGAUCAAAGAAAGAUGACAAGUGGAAGAAAGGCUUCAUGAAGGCUUCAAUAGCUGGUGGAAGCCGAACUUCUGUAGUGCCUCCAACUUCACAGCCGAUUUCAAAUGCAUCUAUUGUAGCUGACACAAUGACCAAGACCAAAGGGAAGAAGACAUCAUCCAAGGACAAGAGGUUACCAGAGUCGGAUUCUCCUGAGAUGGUGGAAGCCAUCAACCCUCUCUUGGAACAAGUAGAAAACAUGGAUAACCAAUUGUGGAUUCCGGGGAAUCGAUGUAUGAUCAACCUCAACUUAUCUCGUAAUAAUAUAACUGAGAUCGGAAUGAAGAGUUUGUUAUUGGCUGUACAAUACCAGAUAACGUUAUUAAACCUGACACCAAGUCCAGCUCUAAAAGGAAUCUUGCGAAUGUCGCUAAAUGGUAAUGCUGUCAAAAAGACCGAUGAAACGUUUAUGAAAUUACAGGAGGUACUGCUUACUAGAGAUCCUUACUACAAACCACCUGAGAAAGGUGAAGAUAAUCAGUCACUGGCUGGUUAAGCCAGAUUGGUAUAUGUUCAUAGGAUAUGAAUAUUCAUGAGAGGAAAGGUCACAGCUCAGCUCCUAAUCUGAGGAAAAUCACAAGUUUUCUGCCCUCUAGGAUUGACAAUAACUUUGCACACCAACUGCAGUCUACAGUUUGCAUUUAAAUGUAUUUUUAUGUCUAACUAUAUUUAGUAAAGACUGAUUGGCCAACUUGCCGAAUGACUACCAGAGUGAUGUAAUUCAUUUGUUUCAUUGGGCAAUAUAUGUUUAAAUAUUCUUCCUUAUUGUUUCACUCCAGUUCAGUACAUAUUUCAGCUAAUUAUAGUCUUUAAAUCUGGGUGCAUGGUUGCUUAAUAAACUUAUUAAGACUAUAUUUGACCAAAUGUAGUUAUUCUUUUGUUGAUGAAACAAAUAACAGCUCACAAGCUGUUAAGUGACAAUGCAGUGUGCACUAGAAAUUCUUAAAUGUUACUUAUAGUAAAGAUAAUUGUAUUUUCAUGUAUAUUUACUGAGUAAUUGUACAUAAAAAGUGUGAUAUGCAUAUAUUUUUAAGGUUUGAAAUCCUGUACAAUAAGUGCACUAGACAUUUUGAAAAUGGAGAAAAUAAAACAGUCCAAAUGUGUA
Messenger RNA from Anneissia japonica, 2581 nucleotides. Its product is annotated as leucine-rich repeat-containing protein 71-like. The coding region runs from base 149 to 1972 and encodes 607 amino acids. The transcript is spliced from 20 exons. NCBI's taxonomy places the organism in Eukaryota, Metazoa, Echinodermata, Crinoidea, Comatulida, Comatulidae. The record is from RefSeq and is a predicted model, not a curated record. Gene Ontology annotation, molecular function: protein binding.